Molecule: messenger RNA, 1263 nt
Organism: Artibeus jamaicensis (Jamaican fruit-eating bat)
Lineage: Eukaryota; Metazoa; Chordata; Mammalia; Chiroptera; Phyllostomidae
Gene: TIMM8A
Product: translocase of inner mitochondrial membrane 8A
Exons: 2
Coding region: 113-406 (97 amino acids)
Source: RefSeq, a predicted model, not a curated record
GGGGGGGGGCGGUCCCCAAGGCACCGGAUUCUGGUUCCGGUUCCGUCGUGGAGACACGUGAAGGUCGGUGAGUUGCUACGGAGUUCAUUUCAGCACGCGUGCCUCUGCUAGGAUGGAUUCCUCUUCGUCAUCUUCUGCCGCGGGUUUGGGUUCAGUGGACCCGCAAUUGCAGCAUUUCAUUGAGGUGGAGACUCAGAAGCAGCGCUUCCAGCAGCUGGUGCACCAGAUGACCGAACUUUGUUGGGAAAAAUGCAUGGACAAGCCUGGGCCAAAGUUGGACAGUCGGGCUGAGGCCUGUUUUGUGAACUGCGUUGAGCGCUUCAUUGAUACAAGCCAAUUCAUCUUGAAUCGACUGGAACAGACCCAGAAAUCCAAGCCAGUGUUCUCAGAAAGCCUUUCUGACUGAUUUCAGCCUUACCUUUUUCGAAAAAGAAGAUAGUUGAAUAAUGGUUGAAGAAAAGGCUAUGGGGGCAUUGGCUCCCACCUUUGGCACUCUUGGAGCAUCUGGUCAUCAGAGAAUGAACAAAGACCAAUUUUUUGUGUGUGUUUGAGGUUUAAGGGUCAUAUGUGUAUUUGGUGUGUUUUUUUAAAUAUUAAUCUUGUGAAAACAGUGGACAGAUUAAUGGAAAAGUUUCCUAGAUGCAUAUUAUUGUUUGUAAUACUGUGUUUUUCUCAAAGUCCCAUUAACUGCUUCCUACGAUUUGGAUACUGGAACUGCUUUCUAUAAUUUGAUAGUGGGACCACAUGAGUAAAAUCUGUCAUUUGCGUGGACUCAUUUCAGAUUUCUAGGGAUAUCGAUACACAUCUUGGUGUCACUGAGGAAGGGCAGCAGUGGGGGAAGAGUAAUUUGGUGCUUAACUGUAGGCCUCCUUAACUAGUGUUUUGACCAUCAGUGGUGGAAAAAAAUAUGGAAUGUUCAUAUAAUACAGUUCAGCUUUCUAAAUUAUCUCCCUUAUACUGUGAUUUAUUUAAAGUAUGGUCUCAAGGCAGUAUAGGCAGCUGAGUAUCUAGACGUCUUUAGUUAUCAAGGAAUCUAGCCAGUGACAUAAUUCUCAUUACUUAAGUGCCACAAGGAAGAAGUUAACUUGCCCUGUAUAUCAAGGUCUGAGAAUUUCAAAGAUGUGCCUAAAUAAGUUGUAAAGAUUUAGGCCUAUCAAAAUUUAACAGCAGCUUGAGGUAGAGUUGCAUGCCCAAUGUUAAUCAAUAUAGGUUCCAUUUACUGCAUUCUUUUGAUCACUGAAAUAAAAGCUUCUAUAAGAUUCA